UCGCGCGAGUUCUCUCCUCCUCCCUUUCCUCCUUGGCCACCACCAUCAUCGACUCGGACGCGAAAUCACGAACCUUCCAGAGCCCGCAGCUUCCGCUUCCUGAAAAUUCAAAAGCCAAACCACCCUCCUACCAAGCGCCGCCUCCGCAACCUUCUCCACAGAAUCUUCGGCUACACGCUGCCUCCGUCUCCGCCUAGUCUCCGCCGAGCCAUGGACGUCCUGAAGCGCGAGCUGCAGCGCAAGCGCCAGCAACUCGACGCCGACUUCGGCGGCCGCAAGGUCCUCCGCCGCGCCGAGAUCGAGGCGCGCAAGGUCCAGCGCCUCCGCGCCGCCGAGCGCCAACUUCUCCUCCAGAAGCAACAGCAGCAGCAGCAGCUCCGAUCCCACACUUCUACCGUCUCGCUCGCCGCAUCUUCCUCCCGAUUACCAGCAUCCGCGGUCGGCGAAGAACCGAAGGCCGACCGCCCGGGUGGUUCCGAGGAGUCGCUCCCGAGGGAGGAGGUCAUCCGGCGCCUGCGUGUGCUGCGCCAGCCGGCCACGCUCUUCGGCGAGGACGACGCCUCGCGCCUCCGCCGCCUGCACGCGGUGCUCGAGGACCCCGACGCGAUCGCGGAUGUCGACGCCGUUGAGAUCGGGGAGGGGCAGACCAACGACUUCCUCCGCGACAUCCAGGCCUUGCGGGCCAAGGCGGCGGCGGCGGACGCGAAGCCCAAGGCCGGCGCAGCUGAGACGAGCGACGGCAGGAACGAAGAGAGGGAGCUGCCGUUCGAGGAGCUAUGCGACGAGGACAAGAUCGCGGCCUUCUUCAAGAGGCUAUUGCGCGAGUGGAGCCAGGAGUUGGACGAGAUGCCUGAGGCGGAGAGGCGGACAGCCAAGGGCAAGGCCGUCGUGGCCACCUGCAAGCAGUGCGCGCGCUACCUUGAGCCGCUCUUCAAGCAGUGCAAGAAGAAGGCUCUCCCCGAUGAUGUUCAGCGUGCAUUGCUGGAUAUGGUCAAGUGCUGCAUGCGCCGAGAUUACUUGGCUGCCAUGGACAACUACAUCAAGCUCGCGAUCGGCAACUCGCCGUGGCCGAUUGGUGUGACGAUGGUUGGCAUCCACGAGCGCUCCGCCCGCGAGAAGAUCCACACCAACAGCGUGGCUCACAUCAUGAACGACGAGACGACCAGGAAGUACCUGCAGUCUGUGAAGAGGCUCAUGACCUUCUGCCAGCGGAAGUACCCGACGGAUCCGUCGAAGUCGGUUGAAUUCAACAGCUUGGCGAACGGGAGCGACCUGCAGGCUCUCCUGGCAGAGAAGAAUGCGAAGAACUCGGAAGAAACGCUUCGGUUAGUGGCUGCGUCGUGAGUCGUGACGAAGAAUUGCCAGACUAUGCUGGGAAUUUCGGCGAUGAGCCCGAUUGUUGACUAGUGCAUGCCAGGGGCCCAAGUGUGCAAUUGAGAAAAUGCUGAACAAAUUGUUCGAUGUUUUGCUUUUCUAAUUUUGACACUGAAUUUGCUCUCAUGGUUUUUAAUGGACUUCUUUGCUCUCUUGUUGGCUACCGGCAUAUCUGCGAACAGUAAUGAAGAUCUGACGAUUAAAGGCGUGAUCC
This is a messenger RNA of Brachypodium distachyon (stiff brome), 1588 nucleotides long. Its product is annotated as pre-mRNA-splicing factor 18. NCBI's taxonomy places the organism in Eukaryota, Viridiplantae, Streptophyta, Magnoliopsida, Poales, Poaceae. Gene Ontology annotation, cellular component: U2-type post-spliceosomal complex; U4/U6 x U5 tri-snRNP complex; U5 snRNP. The transcript is spliced from 2 exons. Gene Ontology annotation, biological process: RNA splicing; generation of catalytic spliceosome for second transesterification step. The record is from RefSeq and is a predicted model, not a curated record. Bases 211 to 1344 code for a protein of 377 amino acids.